Molecule: messenger RNA, 2414 nt
Organism: Stegodyphus dumicola
Lineage: Eukaryota; Metazoa; Arthropoda; Arachnida; Araneae; Eresidae
Cellular component (GO): extracellular matrix
Source: RefSeq, a predicted model, not a curated record
GACCUAACGGGAUGACAUCGUUUCCUGGUCAGGUAUAUAAAGACCUCGAUGGUCCCAUGCCGGACAUCAGAAUCCUCUUUGGCUUCUUACCUCUCUCUUGUGCUCUGAAGCCUUUCUACGAUUUACGAGGAACAUUCCCGCCAUGGAAAGCAAGGUUUUCUUGUUAAGUAUUCUCCUGCUGGCAUCGACUCUUGGUAAGAGCUACCAGAAAGGAUAUGGUGGCGCUCAAGGAGGUGGAGCACAAGGAGGUUAUGGAGGCGCAGGUGGCCUAGGAGGAGGUGCAGGAGGUUACGGAGCCGGUGGAGGCCGUGGAGGAGCUGGAGGGGCUGGAGCUGGAGGAUAUGGAGGAUCUGGAGGUGCUGGAGCUGGAGCUGGAGGAUACGGAGGAUCAGCUGGUUCAGGCGGUGCUGGAGCUGGCUCUGGUGGUUAUGGAGGUUCUGCAGGAUCGGGUGGAGCAGGCGCCGGUGGAUAUGGCGCUGGAGGUGCAGGAGCAGGAGGUUUCAGAGGCAGCGCAGGAGGAGCUGGCGCUGGCGGUUAUGGAGGAGGAGCUGGUGGAUACGGUGGUGCUGGAAGUCGAGGCGUCGGAGGAGCAGCUGGUGGAGCCGGUGCUGGCGGAUAUGGAGCAGGAGCUGGUGGAUAUGGAGCAGGAGCUGGAGGUGCCGGAACAGGCGGCUAUGGAGGCGCAGCUGGAGGAGCCGAUGGAUAUGGAGGAAACGAACAGUAUCCACCUCAGCCUUAUCAGUUCGACUACAACAUUCAAGACGAACAAGGAAACACUAAUUACCGCCAAGAACAGGGAGACGAAAACGGUAAUGUCCGAGGCACUUACGGUUACACUGACAUCGAUGGAGUAUACCGAGUAGUAGAAUACGAAGCUGAUGCCAAUGGAUUCCGGGCUAAUAUCAGAACUAACGAACCUGGAGUAGGCAAAGACAGCCCUGCCGAUGUCGUCAUAACUGCUGAAGAACCACCUGCAGCAGUAGUUGCCAGAUAUCAGAAUGCUGGUCAAAAGGGAUAUGCUGGAGGACAAGGUGCAGGUGCCGGAGGUUAUGGUGCUGGACAAGGUGGAGCUGGAGCAGGUGCUGGAGGGUAUGGAGCAGGAGGAGCUGGAGGUGCCGGUGGUUAUGGUGCCGGAGGAGCUGGUGGUGCUGGAGGAGCAGGAGCGCGCGGCCAAGGAGGAGCCGGUGGAUAUGGAGCAGGCGGACGAGGACAAGGAGGAUUAGGAGGAGCAGCUGGUGGCGCUGGAGGACGUGGUCAGGGAUACGGAGCAGGAGGUGCUGGUGGCUACGGAGGUGCAGGCGGUGCCGCUGGCGGACAAAGAGGCGCUGGAGGAUAUGGAGGUGCAGCUGGCGGACAAGGAGCUUCUGGUGGAUAUGGAGGAGCAGCUGGUGGACAAGGAGCCGCUGGUGGAUAUGGUGGGGCAGGCGGACGAGGUGCUGGAGCAGGUGGUUUCGGCGCAGGAGGACAAGCUGGAGGCGCUGGUUAUGGUGCUGGUGCAGGCAAAUCAGGUGGCGCAGCUGGCGGUUAUGGAGGCGCUGCAGGUGCUGGAGGUAGUGGCUACGGAGCAACUGGCGGUGCAGGUGCAGGAGGUUUAGGUGGAGCUGGAGGAUAUGGAGCUGGAGCAGGUGCUGGAGGCUUAGGGGGAGCCGGAGGAUAUGGAGCUGGGGCAGGUGGUCGUGGUGGAGCAGGUGCUGGAGGAUACGGAUCUGGAGCAGGUGCUGGAGGAUACGGAUCUGGAGCAGGUGCUGGAGGUUUAGGUGGAGCCGGAGCUGGUGGUUAUGGUGGUCAACAGGGAGGAAGAGGAGGAGCUGCUGGAGGUUUAGGUGGAGCCGGAGGAGCAGGAGCUGGUGGUUAUGGUGGCCAACAGGGAGGAAGAGGAGGAGCUGCCGGAGGUUAUGGUGGAUCUCAAGGUGGUGGAGCUGCAGGAUUCGGAGGAGCAGCAGGCUCAGGUGGAAGUUACGGAAAUCAAAAAGGAACCAAAUACUAAAGGCUCUUAUUCAAUCUAAGGAACUGUAAUUUUAAAGAAAGAUUCUAGCUUUAUGAGAAUCGCUGUCGGGACAUCGUGUCAGUCCUGAACGGUGGCUCGCCGAUAUCAUCCCAUCUGAGAUCAUUAGGCGAAAUAUGUCUUCAUUUCUACAUGUUUUAACGCGGGUGCUCAUCUGAAUGAACUGUAUAUUUUGAAGCUUGUCUAAUUUAAUAAUGAUUGCGGCGCAAACGGAAUACUUCUUCCAUGGGGCAAAUGUGUGUUCAGAACGAUGAAAAUCGUUCUUUUUUGUCCAUCUUGUCAAUUCGCCAAUUUCUACAAUACGGGCAUCUUGCCCGCUAGCUGCAAGGUGGACUAUCGGGUUCUUUGUUACAAUCUGUCCUGAUAUUAUUUUAUUUGUUUGAAUAAAGUUGUUGUUAUUUAUAAAUGA